Molecule: messenger RNA, 1564 nt
Organism: Diachasma alloeum
Lineage: Eukaryota; Metazoa; Arthropoda; Insecta; Hymenoptera; Braconidae
Product: mitochondrial genome maintenance exonuclease 1
Exons: 4
Coding region: 199-1521 (440 amino acids)
Biological process (GO): mitochondrial DNA replication
Cellular component (GO): mitochondrion
Molecular function (GO): single-stranded DNA exodeoxyribonuclease activity
Source: RefSeq, a predicted model, not a curated record
UCGGCACGACGCGCUAACAUCGAAUGGCUAAAUAAUCUCUCCAUAAAUCCAUCAUUAUUUUCCCUCAAAAUACCAUCUGCCCCCCUUCAAUUCAAUCUAAAUAAACUAGUGAUUGUGUUCAAAAUAAUCAAAAUAAUUUCCGAAGCAUGUCAAUACGUAUAUAGUCUUCAAAUUCAUCUAACACAGACGUUUGAGGUUAUGUUACUCCCAAGGAUGUGCGAGGUGGUGAGUACCGUGGGUCGUUUAAAUCUCCUCCGACUACCAAUUCGAAAGAACGCGACAAAAGCAAAACUUGUGAAAAAUCGAAUGAAAGAGGAUAAAGCAAACUUCGGACCACUUCUGGAAACUGCAAAAGAGAGGAAAAGGAAAUUAAAGUCAGCGAGGAAAAGUAAAAAUACAGAAGUACCUGACGUACCUGAAGCUGGAAAUUCUAAAAAUGAUGUAAACGAUGCAGAAUUAUCCUGGACAAUUAGCACAACUAAACUAGGAAAUUUAAAAUUUUUACGCAAGACUGAUAAAGACGAUAAGCAAAAAAGUUCUUCUCGACAAUCAGAAGUCCAACAAUUAUCAAAGUUCACACAACUCGUAGAGUCCAACAACCCCAACAAGACUACCAAAACUAUCAUGACUAAGAUAUUAAACAGUGACAAUCCCAGGGAUCAAUCAGGUCAAGAUGAGAUUCUUCCCUUUUCAAGCCCAAAAAUUCAGAGAAAAGUUGAAGAUCUUGCCGAGGGAGAUAUCGAGACGAAUGAUGAUAAAUCUUGUUAUGGAAGUAUUGGAGAAGAAACUUUGUUGAAAUCUGGGAGAAGUGAUACAUUGUAUUUUCCAAUAACAAAUAGCUGUAAGGGGCUGAAUGAUGAAUGGGAGAAUCGAGGGAUUGUUUCAUUGAAGCCAGGCGAGCAGAAGGAAUAUUGCUUACCAGGAGUUACAAGGAUUUUGAAUAAGACAAUGUCAGAGGAGGCCAAGUUAAUAUUGGAGAAGUGGAAGCAGAAAAUGAUUCUGAAGUUGGGAGAUGAGGGAUUUGACGAAUACAGUAAAAAGUUAUUGGAGGAUAGUAAAGCGUUGCACUUAUUAAUACAAAAGAGUCUGAGGAGAGAAGAAAUUCCUGAGGUCCCGGAGCAUUUGAAGCUAAGUUUCAAUAGUAUAAAAUUAACUUUGAAGGAUCUGUCCGAUGUGAGGAUGCUGGAGUCUCAUGUGAUUCAUCCUGCGCUGGGCUACCGAGGGUUUAUCGAUUGUGUUGCCAGUUAUCGGGGGAAUCUUUGUAUAAUCGAUUGGAAAAAAUCGGAGAAGAUCAAGACCCUCAGUACGACUUACGACUCACCCCUACAAGUCAGUGCGUACAUUGGAGCCCUCAAUGCCGAUCCAAAUUAUCCGUUCCAGGUAAAAUCUGGCCUCGUGGCAAUAGCGUAUACAUCUGGCCAGCCACCCUCUGUUUUCGAAUUCAGUGCGGCAAGACUAGAAUUUUACUGGAGAGAAUGGCUAAAGAGACUUGCAAAAUAUAAAUCUCUGACUAAUAUUUGAAACUGUAAAAUUUCCGAGAAUAAAACAUUUUUGUAUUGUUGAA